Molecule: messenger RNA, 961 nt
Organism: Perca fluviatilis (European perch)
Lineage: Eukaryota; Metazoa; Chordata; Actinopteri; Perciformes; Percidae
Product: speriolin-like protein
Exons: 4
Coding region: 70-891 (273 amino acids)
Source: RefSeq, a predicted model, not a curated record
UACGAUUCUGUCAGCGUCCAGAAGGUUUUAGGUGUUUUGUGGCUCAGCUGUGAAACCAGGAGCCCCAUAAUGGACCUGGAGCAAACCAUUAAUGGCUUGCUUUCAAAAAAUGAACAACUUGAACAGGAAAAUAAUCUGUUGAAGUCCGUGUUUAGCGUAGUCCAGGAAAACGCAGACCUGUGGAGAGCCAGGAUGCAGGGCUUCAACAGUGACUCUCUCGAGGAAUUGCCAGGAAGGCACCCAUCCAGUCUGUGGCAAAACACCUCUGAGAGACAAUUCAGAAAAGACUUGCAACAAACCAGAUUAAUACACGACCAACGAACCUCAUCCCCUGUCGACUUCAAGUCUUUCCUCCAAAGCUCGGUGCUCGCAGAUACAAGUGAGAAAGCAGAGAUUCAAAGCUGCCAGGCUGAUUUGCCUUUUGAGGUCAAAGGUCCAUACAGGCUACUGGGAGAGAUUGCAUACCAACUUGAUAGGAGGAUUCUGUCCCAUGUCUUCCAGAGCCACAGGAGGCUUUAUGGUUUCACACUGCUCAAUUUUCCUGAAAAAAUUAGAGAGGUAUCCACACACCCUCUGACAGGCAAGGUAGAUGAAGGCUAUCAGCUUCAUCUCACUCAGAGGUAUGCUGACCUCAUGGAGAGGUUGAACCAGCUCGGGUAUAAAUUAAAACUUCACCCUUCUUUCACUGAAUUUAUUGUUAACGCCUAUGGGAUCCUGAAGGAGAGGCCUGGCGAAAACAGCACGCAGACAAUUGACUACAAUAAUUCAGAUUUCCUGAGAAAGAGGAUAAUGACCACUGCACCGAGAAAACUUCAGAGGGACCUGCUCCUUGUGCUCACCUGCCUCUGCGACAUGGCCGAGAAGGAUGGAAGGCCUCUCCUUCUCUGGUAGACAUGACUGUAUGAGACCAGCAAAACGUAUACUGUCUACAAAUUGGAAAUAAACACUGAUAAAUGUUGUG